This is a messenger RNA of Gambusia affinis (western mosquitofish), 2188 nucleotides long. It is a transcript of the gene pgap4, whose product is annotated as post-GPI attachment to proteins GalNAc transferase 4. The transcript is spliced from 3 exons. Lineage: Eukaryota; Metazoa; Chordata; Actinopteri; Cyprinodontiformes; Poeciliidae. Gene Ontology annotation, cellular component: Golgi membrane. Gene Ontology annotation, biological process: GPI anchor biosynthetic process. Bases 437 to 1627 code for a protein of 396 amino acids. The record is from RefSeq and is a predicted model, not a curated record. Gene Ontology annotation, molecular function: glycosyltransferase activity.
CGAGGUCUUUUACCGUAACUAGGAAUAUGUGGUUACUUUUCGACGAACAUGGCAGCUGUUACCAAACAGCAGCUGCUCUUCAGCUCAACGUUCCUGUGGUUAGCUUAGUCUGUUGUACUUUGAUCUUUGAUAUUGACGUUGCUGUGUUGACGAGGCGGAAGCGACUGACGGAACCAGAACUGUCAUAUUAAAAGUCAACAAUAACCAGGCAUCAAGAACAGACCUGGAACUUCUUUGUUUACAAGAUGAAGAUGUGCCAACAACUGGAUCAGUUUUCCUCAGAGCUGUCAGUUCACAGCAGAGUUAUCUGAUUUCACUGCCUCUAAUUCCUCAAAACAAACCGUUUUCAAUGUUGAUCUGAAGAGUUCGGAUCAGACCUCAUUGCUUAUUGGAGUGAUUUGAGCUGCUGACAGGGUUCAAUUCUUCGUUUUCAUCAAUGCGUCAGUGGAAGGUUUUCUUCAGUCAGCACAUGCGAUGGUCCAGCGCUUUGACUCAAGCCCUCACUCUGUCCGUCAUCACGUUCUGCGUCGUCCUGCCUCUGUGCUGCCACCGCCUGCUCUACUCCUACUACUUCUUCAGGUUCGUGUACCUGAACUCCAUGAGCGAUGAGGUCCUACAGAAGAGCCUUGAGCGAGGCCAGGAUGCUCUGCACUUCUGGCAGAGCGGCUCUCCAAUGGAGUCGACCAGAUUCAGCGACGUCGCCCAGAAUCCGGAGCUGCUGGUGACCGUGGUGACGGCCAGGCGCAACGAGGGACGGGACUUCCACUACCUGCUCCAGGUGAUGCAGCAGCUGAGCAGAAUCGCGGGCGGCUGUGGGGGUCGGCGAUGCGCCGAGGUGCUGCUUUGUGACGUGGAGAGCGGCCCAGAGGAAAACCAGGACGCAAAGCUGCUGGAGGGUCACUUCAAGGUCAUACGGCGUUCAACUCAAGAGCAGCAGGCCAACAGGGAGUCACCCAACACCUUCGAGAGAGAGAAGAGGGAUUACGUGUUCUGUCUCCGCCAGGCGUGGGAGCUGGUCAAGCCCAAGAACAUGAUUCUCCUGGAGGACGACGCUCUGCCUGGAGAGGACUUCUUCAGGGUGGUUAAGGAUCUGCUUUCUCGCCGGUUCGCCCUCCACACGCUGUACGUCAAGCUGUAUCACCCUGAAAGGCUGCAGCGCUACUGGAACCCCGAGCCGUACCGCAUCCUGGAGUGGGUGGGGCUCGGUUUGGUGGGGGCAACCGCGCUCCUCCUGUCAAUCCCUUACUGUAACCCCGGCUUCCUCUCCUUCACUCUGUCAGCCAACCACCUCGUCUUCUUCACCCUCUACUUCAUGGUGGCCGCCGAGCUGAUAGGCAGGCACUACCUCUUGGAGGUGCGGAGAAUUUCCCCGCAGCUCUACGCCGUCUCCCCGGCAACAGAGUGCUGCACCCCGGCCAUGCUUUUCCCCGGCAACGCCUCGCUAACGGUGGCAGACUUCCUGGAUGGCUCGUUUUGCUAUAAAGGGAACGCUAAGGAUAUGGUUCUUUACCGCAAGGCCAGGACCACUCCUGGAGAACGAGCGCACAGCGUGGAACCCAACCUCGUCAAGCACAUCGGGGCCUAUUCCUCCGUCAGGCCCAACCCAUUAAGGCCCAAACUCCUCUAAAAAACCACUUCACUGCAAAAACACAAAACAUUACCAAGUUUUGUUUCGGUCUAGUUUUUAGUGCAGAUAUAAUAGUACACUUAAAAUAAGACACAAAUAACUUAUAAGUAACUUUUCAUCAAGAUAAAGUAGCUUAUUUUAGCUCAAUAAUUUCUUAGCAUUGGUGAAAAUGUAUUAGUUUCUCUGGCAGAUUAUUUGACUUAUAACAUGGGAAAAUGUCUUGUUGUGCACUGAAACAAAGAAUUGAGCUCCAGCUUAUAAAAAAAGUAGUUAAUUUGUUACAUGUGAUCACAUCAAGUUUGCCUAGCUAUAAUAUAACUUAAAAUAUUUACGUGGAUUAACUUAAUUUGAUUACUUGUAGCAAAUUAACUCAUUUUUUAAAAGUUGGAUCACAAGUUUUAUUUUUUUGCAGUGUAAGAGAACUACUACUUUUGUCACUUUUAAGGAAUUAUUUUCUUGAAACAUGCACUUUUAUAUUGCAGAAACUUUACUUGUGAGCCAGUUUGGUCUCAUUUCAAGUAUAUUAAGAUAUUUGCACUAAAAAUGAUUGUUAAGAUUUGU